AUGCGUUAUGUGGAGAGUAGAAGCGGAUACCUUCUUUUGGAUCAUGCAUAUAAAGCCAAAUGUAUGGCUCAGGACUCAAGGCCCCCUCAGGUCAUGGCUACACCAAGGGUAACAAAGAGGGCAUAUACUAUACGUAAGACUCCCCAAGCAUGCAUAAGUUGCCGAAGAAGAAAAGUCAAAUGUAACGGCUGCAGACCGUGUUCUAGUUGUAAAACUAAUGGGCUUGAGUGCGCGUACGACACGCCAUCUCUAGAGCAGGUUAAUAUCAAAGGCAAGCCUCACAUAGAUACAAGCGAGGCUCUCAGGUUGAUCAGCAACCUACAUUCGACUCUCAGGAACUUGUCCUCCCUCGCACAAGAUGAUCCUGGUAGUAUGUCUAGUACUGUCACUGACAUAUCGAUGAGGGUCCACGAUCUGGAAAGCAGGCUCCAUAUGCAGCUUAAUCCAUAUAAAGCUGCAAACUGCCGAGGAGAGAAAAGCUUGGAAUAUAAGCUGGCUUCGUUCGGGCCCGCGAAGGUGGGUUAUGAAGAAAACCCAAACUCUCCGGUCGAGCCCGCUUUGUCUCUAGGCCGUUUCCACGGCCUUUACUCGCCUCUAUCAAUGCUGUCCCUUGAUAAUCUCGAAAAGAUAUUUGAAAAAGUUCAUGAAGAACUAAGUCCUGCGAAAGUGCAGGAAGCUUUUUUCUUGCUCGGAAGAUACUUUGAUUUGGCUACUGUUGGUUACCAGCAAACUUUGGCACUUCAUAGAUCACCGAUAAGAACGUGUGCCCAGCAUUUCGGGUUGAAAGGCUCCUCAUCUUCUGAAGCUAUCUACGACAAACUUCUUGAACUUAUCCCGCUUGAAUUACGCCAAGCCCACUUACAAAGCGAGAAACAAAAAGACGCUGGCUCAAGAUGGCGCUUUGUUGCUCUUUCUGAAUUAUUCCAAGAUCAUUGUCGCAACGGAAAGAGUCUUGAUGUGUCGUCUGCAACUACUGCCGAGCUAUGGCGCUUUUUCGAAGUGUACAGCGUGAUCUCAAUUCUGAGUACCGAACAGCUUCAAAAAGAUUGGUUCUCAGAGUUUUUUAGCAUGGAGCAUUUUGAAUGUUUGUUGAACUACAUAGAAUGCCGUGUUUCGUUUGAUCAAACCUUGAUUCUAGGGAGAGUUGUUUGCUUCUUGGUUCGAUUUGCCAUAGAUAAUGGCCUUAAUCGGUGGGAAUUCUACCAUAAUCUUAAAGAAUCAGAGGCAGACCAUCAUAGAAAGCUCUGGUGGAAAUGUUAUUGGUGGGAUAAGUUUUAUGCCGUUAGUCAUGGUAAAUUGCCUUUGCUAAGAGACGAGGAAUCUGUUUGUUUGUUUCCUCGUUGCGUUAUGGCACUGGGCGUCGAGGAUUCUAUGAGUUGCGAAACACUCAUUGAAAGAGUCUCUCUGAAAGGGGCAAGUUCCGACGCAGCAUCACUUUUUGGAUAUAUUUUUAUGGGGAAAAUGAUAGAAAGAGCCUCCAGAAAUCUACUUUUUGCGCGAAAGUAUACAACCUACCAAAUGUCAGGUUCAAAGUUUGGAAGUAGCGCAACAGAAGUCGUUAAUUCUUUGAAAUCUGAUUACCAAGACACUAUUGCAUUAAUUACCAGCUUUAGACGUCUUUUUUCCGAUUCUGAGCCCUCUGAUGUACCGAAACCUUCAUCAAAAUGGACCGUUAUCAUUGAAUACUGUUAUUUGUGCUUGCUCCUUGCAUUUGAGAAGCUUAUCCUUAGAUUAAGCAAAACAACAAACAGUGCUAGAGAUCUCGCAUCAUCUAUUGAGGACUGUCAAACGCGAUAUAUCGAAUGUGCCAGGGCUAACCUGCUACGCGGCACGCGAGUGGGUUCGGCGCCAGUAUUUUGCGCACUUAUGAUACCAAAUUACACUUCAUUUCUUGUCGUUUCAGAUUGCUAUAUCAAUCAUCGCGGGGAGAAUUCUGACUUUGACAUAUCUGUCUUGUGUUUCUUUGCAUCACUUUUGAUGAGGAUUGGCGGUGGCGAGGGUCUUGAUCAACAGCAUCUGCGCCAAUUUCUUCAACCGCGCAUUCAGGCUGGUCAAGCAAUAUCUCUCGUUAUUUGCAGAAUCUGCCUACAACUCUAUUUAAAAAGGUCGCAACAUCUGUUUGGUAAUGAGCUUCCGACUGAAGUGAAGGAACUUGAUCAAAAGCUGAAUGAAUUUUGCUCUAAGACGCUUGAUAGCAAUUCUGACCUUUGGCGCUUGUUUGAAACCAAGUCCAAGAAGAAAUCGUUGUACCACGAAACAUUCACUACGUUUAUGAAGAAAAAGGGUUGGUCAAUUGAUAAGCAUGAUAUUCCGGCUGAAAGUAAAGAUACACCAGAGCACAGUAGUGCGACUGAAUUUACUACAGUACUGUCAAGUAUGUUUAAUGAAGACAUAUGGGGAUUUCAGUUUGAUGAGCAAGACUUGAUGCCAUUUUUGUAUCACGACACAAACUAG
This is a messenger RNA of Lachancea thermotolerans CBS 6340, 2454 nucleotides long. RefSeq names its product Zn(II)2Cys6 transcription factor. Lineage: Eukaryota; Fungi; Ascomycota; Saccharomycetes; Saccharomycetales; Saccharomycetaceae. Bases 1 to 2454 code for a protein of 817 amino acids. The record is from RefSeq and is a predicted model, not a curated record. Gene Ontology annotation, molecular function: DNA binding; zinc ion binding; DNA-binding transcription factor activity, RNA polymerase II-specific. Gene Ontology annotation, biological process: regulation of DNA-templated transcription; DNA-templated transcription. The transcript has a single exon.